AUGGCUUCCAAAACAAGCGACGAGCUCUAUCAGCUCGAACUUCUCUCUCUCACAGGAAAGAUCGCCACGGAGCUGCUCAAUCACACGGGCAUCAACGACCGCGUGCUUGCAGAGUUCAUCCUUUCGCUCCACGACUCGACCACCUCGGUCGCCGACUUCAAGUCGAAGCUCUCCGAGGUGGGAGCCGAUUUUCCAGACAGCUUUGUCACCAACCUCGACCGUCUCAUCCUCCGACUUCACCCAAAGCACAAGAAGGCUGCAGCAUCCUCAGCGUCCUCCACCAACGCUAAAGCUGGCUCGUCUUCUCCCAGCGCCAAGGGCAAGGAGAAAGCGUCCAUCGAAGAUGAGCAGCGCGAGCGAAGAGCGCGCAUGUUUCCCGGUCUCGCCAUCAAGGACCAGGAAUGGCAGCCUUCCCAAGAGAAAGGCCGUGACGCCGUCGACGACUUUAUGAAGCAGUUCGAAGACAUGGCUGCUGCCAAGUCCCGCUCGCCUGCCAAUGGACGUGACAGCCGCAUAGCAACAGAGUCGCGCUCGCCACCACCAUCCUCAUCCUCUUCUAGGCACACAGCCAAAUACGACCGUGAUGAAGCGUCUUCGAGCUCCCGCAGAGGCCGAGAUGACCGCCCGCCGCCCCAUCUCUCUCGUCCACCUCCCGACGAUCGACCGCAACUGUACAAGAUCUACGAAGGCAAAGUGAGCAACAUGCGCGACUUUGGCGCCUUUGUCGCUCUCGAAGGCCUUCGUGGCCGCUUCGAAGGCAUGGUUCAUAUCGGCUCCAUCGCGACAGGUACGCGCGUCAACCACCCUUCCGAUCUGCUCUCAAGGGGGCAAAGCGUCAAAGUCAAGGUCAUGUCCGUCGUCGGCGACCGUAUCGGCCUCUCCAUGAAAGACGUCGACCAAGCAACGGGUCGCGACCUGACUCCUCACUUGCGAAUCAAGAGCGAGGCGGAGAUGGCAGAGGAACGCGAACGUCAUGCCGCACGCUCGGCUAGCGGUGCUAACAGCGCUCCUCUGGGUGGUGCGAGAGCCAACGGUAACGGUAAUGGAGCGGGAAGCGGCAUCACAGUCAAGGAAGACGGACGUGGCAGAAGCAUCAAGCGACUCACCAGUCCCGAGAGAUGGGAGCUUCGACAGCUCAUUGCUAGUGGUGUGGCCAAAGCGAGCGAUUACCCCGAGCUAAUAGAGGACGACCUCCGUACACCCAACACCCAGCCCGGUGCGGACGACGAUGACGAGGAGAUCGAUAUCGAGGUCAACGAAAAGGAAGCGCCCUUCCUCAAAGGGCAAACAAGCUCCUCAAUCGAAAUGUCGCCCGUCAAGAUCGUCAAAGCUCCCGACGGCACCUUGAAUCGUGCUGCCAUGGCCGGUGCUUCGCUCGCCAAGGAACGCAGGGAGCUGCGCAAGCAAGAAGCAGAGGAGGAAGCCGAUGCCGAGGCUGGCGACAUGACCUCGGGCUGGCUCGAUCCCAUGGCACAGCAAGGUGACCGCAUGUUUGCCCAGGAUCGAAGGGGAAACAUCCUCGGACAGAAGGCGCAAGACCAACCUGCGUGGAAGAAGGAGACGUUCAACAAGGCCACCACUUUCGGCCGCAUCACUAAUCUCUCGAUGCAGGAACAGCGCCAGAGUCUGCCCAUCUUCAAGCUGCGUCAACAGCUAGUGCAAGCUAUCCGAGAUAACCAGGUACUUAUCGUCGUCGGAGACACGGGUUCGGGCAAGACGACGCAGAUGACGCAGUACUUGGCCGAAGAAGGUUUUGCAGAGCGCGGCAAGAUUGGUUGCACGCAGCCUAGGCGUGUAGCCGCCGUAAGUGUGGCCAAGCGUGUAGCGGAGGAAGUGGGGUGCAGGGUGGGGCAAGAGGUCGGGUAUACGAUCCGUUUUGAGGACUGCACAAGCCCGGAAACCAAGAUCAAGUACAUGACCGACGGUAUGCUGCAACGUGAGUGUCUCGUCGAUCCAGAUGUUUCCAACUACUCGGUGAUAAUGCUCGACGAGGCGCACGAACGCACUAUUGCCACCGACGUGCUGUUUGGUCUGCUCAAGAAGGCGCUCAAGCGACGACCGGAUCUCAAGCUUAUUGUCACAUCGGCGACGCUGGACGCAGAAAAGUUUUCGACAUACUUCUUUGGCUGCCCCAUCUUCACGAUUCCUGGCCGAACGUAUCCGGUCGAGAUCCUCUACACCAAGGAGCCCGAGCCAGACUACCUGGACGCUGCGCUCAUCACGGUGAUGCAGAUCCACCUGUCGGAACCCACGGGCGACAUCUUGGUGUUCUUGACGGGUCAAGAGGAGAUCGACACGAGCUGCGAGAUCUUGUUCGAACGUAUGAAGGCGCUGGGCCCCAGCGUGCCCGAGUUGCUCAUCCUGCCAGUCUACUCUGCUCUGCCGUCCGAGAUGCAAACCAAGAUUUUCGAGCCGACGCCGGCGGGAUCGCGAAAGGUGAUUUUGGCGACUAACAUUGCCGAGACGAGCAUUACCAUUGACGGAAUCUACUACGUGGUCGAUCCGGGGUUCGUCAAGCAGAACGCGUACGACCCGAGGCUGGGCAUGGAUUCACUGGUGGUGACGCCCAUCUCGCAGGCCCAGGCUCGGCAACGUGCCGGGCGUGCGGGUCGCACAGGCCCAGGCAAGUGCUACAGGCUGUACACCGAGGCAGCGUAUCGCAACGAGAUGCUUCCUAACUCGAUCCCUGACAUCCAACGUCAAAACCUGGCCUCGACCAUCUUGGCGCUCAAAGCGAUGGGCAUCAACGAUCUGGUCAACUUUGACUUCAUGGACCCGCCUCCGGCCCAGACGCUGCUGACGGCACUCGAGUCGCUGUACGCGUUGUCUGCGUUGGACGAUGAAGGGCUGCUGACGCGGCUGGGACGCAAGAUGGCAGAUUUCCCCAUGGAGCCGAUGAUGUCCAAGAUGCUGAUUGCGUCGGUGGAUCUGGGAUGUUCAGAAGAGAUGCUUUCGAUUGUGGCGAUGCUUUCGGUGCAAAACGUGUUCUACCGACCCAAAGACAAGCAGACGCAGGCGGACGCCAAGAAAGCCAAGUUCUUCCAGCCGGAGGGUGAUCAUCUUACACUGCUCACCGUGUACAACGGAUGGGCGGCGAGCAAGUUCAGCAUGCCGUGGUGUAUGGACAACUUUGUGCAGGGGCGAUCGCUGCGUCGGGCGCAGGAUGUGAGGAAGCAGCUGGUGGGCAUCAUGGACCGGUAUUCGAACGACGUGGUGUCGUGUGGCAAGAACUACAACCGUGUGCGCAAGGCGAUCUGUUCCGGGUAUUUCAGGAAUGCGGCCAAGAAGGAUCCGCAGGAAGGGUACAAGAGCUUGGCCGAGGCGGGGGGCACGGUGUACAUCCAUCCGAGCAGCUCGCUGUUCAAUCGCGCGCCCGAGUACUGUGUGUACCACGAGGUGGUGCUCACCACGCGCGAGUACAUGCGUGAGGUGACGGCGGUCGAGGCCAGGUGGCUGGUCGAGGUCGCGCCGAGGUUCUUCAGGCAGGCGGAUGCGCUCAACAUCAGCAAGCGCAAGAGGCAGGAGAAGGUCGCCCCGCUGUUUGAUCGCUUUGCCAAGCACCAGGACGAGUGGAGACUGAGCAAAGUCAAAAGGGUGGGCAAGAGUUCGCAGACGUUUGGCUAG
Molecule: messenger RNA, 3624 nt
Organism: Sporisorium graminicola
Lineage: Eukaryota; Fungi; Basidiomycota; Ustilaginomycetes; Ustilaginales; Ustilaginaceae
Exons: 1
Coding region: 1-3624 (1207 amino acids)
Biological process (GO): spliceosomal complex disassembly; mRNA splicing, via spliceosome
Cellular component (GO): catalytic step 2 spliceosome; intracellular anatomical structure
Molecular function (GO): RNA binding; ATP binding; RNA helicase activity
Source: RefSeq, a predicted model, not a curated record